Messenger RNA from Lindgomyces ingoldianus, 2004 nucleotides. RefSeq lists its product as uncharacterized. The record is from RefSeq and is a predicted model, not a curated record. The transcript has 5 exons. NCBI's taxonomy places the organism in Eukaryota, Fungi, Ascomycota, Dothideomycetes, Pleosporales, Lindgomycetaceae. The coding region runs from base 181 to 1722 and encodes 513 amino acids.
CGAGAAUCUGGCCUCGUUUUCAAACCUGCAUUUCUUCACCCACGAACGUUCUAUAUGCUAAUGGCUUAGACACCAAGACGGCUUUUAUUCUUCAUGCCUAUUCUACACCGAGUUUUCUUCAUUUCACCACGCUCCCUUACAUACAUACCCUAACCCAGCUGACUUACAUUGGGUGACACGAUGCGCUUCAUGGGUCUCAAUGGGACACAACUAGCGGGCGUUCCCAUCGGCAUCAUUCGCUUCGCCAUCUUUGUGCCUUUUGGUAUCUACUUUGGAACGUCUUCGAACCACUGGAACCUCAUCAAGAGCCAUGAUGUGCUCCAGGGAGCUCCGUACAACCCAGUAAUUGCAAAGGGAGAGCAUCUCGCCGUACAAUGGGGCAAAUUCGGCUUCUACUGGAAUUUCGCCGUCUGGAUCCCGGCAAUUAUCAUUCCACCACCGUUUACGAUAGUCUUCGGCUUCAUAGACCUCGCCGUUACUGUAAUGCUUUCAAUAGUUACGCGCUACCAGGCAGGAUAUGCUCCCCAUGAUGUCAAUCGAUGCAGGGGAUCCGGAUCGCAUUACUGGCAACUUCCGCCAAACACGACCGAGAGCUUCUUUGAGAUCUCAGCAAGGCUCAACGCUACGAAAACCAGUCCAUUUCAGAUGUGUAAAAGUUAUGUGCAGGAGUGGCAGUAUGGUAUUACUCUCUCCUUCUUCUACGGCUUAAUUGCUGUUGUAAACAUAAUCACUAGCCUCACCUUUUGCGCCAUAGCAGCGCGGGACAGCCAGCGCCAACAACGUUCCUUCCGAGAAUGGAUGUUCGAGUUCGUAUCCACCUUUCCCAGGUUCAUCGGUAUCUUUCUGUACAUACUAUAUUUCAUUCCAGUGGUCUUCUUCCGCUGUCUCCCGCUCAGUAUCAAGUCCCGAACCCGAUACGGCAGACGCUUUGCAGUUAAGACUAGCCAGCGACUUCCAACUCCCCAUGAGAUUAAACUGAAGACCAGGCGGAACAAAAAAGGCCCGAAUCGCUACAAAGGAGGGGAUGGGGAGCCAACUGGUUUGGCAGAUUUCUUGGGCAUCUAUGAUAUCCUUAUGCUAGUGGUUGAGGAUUUGCAUUACACAGAUAUUGUCAACCUCAGUCUGGCAUCGAAAAGCGUGCGCGAAGCUGUUCUUCCAGUCACCGACUACGACCGGCGUUUGCAGCACUUCCGAAGAUAUGCGUGUGAACCAGGGUCGAAGGAGCGGUGCUGGGUCUGCACGAACACAAUAUGUCCUGGAUGCAAACGCUUCCGCAAUCUCCGCCAAACAACUCCAUACUGGCACCUCGACAGCUGUCGUCCCUACUGCAACAAAUGCUACUGGACGACCAUCCAACAUUCCACCACGGCCCCACGCAUCGACUCACGAAUCUGCAUCUGCGCGCCUCCCACCACGCACCCCAACACCAUCCAGCGGAUGUGGAAGGGCGCGUCCUACUACUCCCGGCAACCGACAAACUGCAUCUCACGCAAUGUGUGUCGGACAUGUGAUAUUAAGCCCGAUGAUGAGCUUCUGGAGAUUAGGGAGAAGAGGACUAGGUGUGAGUUGAGGGAUCCGAGAAGACAUACGAAGUGUAAGAAUUGUAGUAAGGUUUUGAAGGGCGGGCCGAAGUGGUGGGUUUGUAAGAAGUGUAAGAAGGAGUGUACAAGUCUUUGUCAUGCACCGUGGGGAAAGAAAGGGGAAGGCGAUGAGGCUGUUUGAAUUAAAUUGAGAAGGUGGUGUGUGAAGGGGUUUUGAUCGGUUUUGGUUUUCGUUUUUGAGGAGGAUCUGAUUUGCAUUGGUGGCGUUGGAUUGGUUUGGAUUGAUGGAGUUGAGUGCCACAUAGCGUAUGCAUAUGGGUCCAGCAUUUUUACUCGAUGAAAUUUCCCUUCAAAAUCUCCAUAUGUUAAAACCGCCUACAAUUUUUCACCCUACUUUACUUGCUAACCGAGGGUGAUUGUGUUUCAUUGCACUACGUAGUUCUGAAUGCUAGAAUCAUCCAUG